GCGGGCAGGGAGCGGUUCGAGAAGAUGGCCCAGUCUAGGCCAGAAAAUCACCAGAAGUACUUGUCCAACGCGUCGGAUGAGAAGAGACAGCAGCGGCGCGCGAAGGACGCGGCCCGCCAGAAGCAGCGCCGCCAGAUGACGGGGGCGAACGCGACCGAGGCCUGGCGCAAGAAGUACCCACAGAAGGCGGCGAUCAUGAGGAAGAGGGUCGCUGCGGCCACGAGGCAGGGGCGGCGGGGCCACCCGGUCGAAACCCGAACUGCUCACAGACAAAAGUACCAGAAGCAGAAGGCCAUCGCGAAGGCUGGUCGCCAGAAGUUCCAGGAGAUCCAGAGUCGG
Prorocentrum cordatum is the source of this 339-nucleotide messenger RNA. Lineage: Eukaryota; Dinophyceae; Prorocentrales; Prorocentraceae. The record is from the annotation of a GenBank genome assembly.